AUGGACAACGACUUGGCUUUGCUCAAGAUUACCUACGAAGUGUUUGCAACUGGUGGUGCAAUGCGGCUUUCCGUACCACUCCCAAAGUCCACCGAAGUUUUUGCCGAAGGAACUAGCUGUACGAUCAGUGGGUGGGGUCGAAUGGAGAAUGGACUUAAAAGUCCUGUCCUAAAGGAGGCAACCAUUCCGAUAGCGAAUCGUAAGCUUUGCAUCAGGAACUACGCUGGCGCACUGAUAUCCAUCACGGAUAACAUGAUCUGUGCCGGAUUUUUCAACGCUACCAAGGACACUUGCGCAGGUGACUCCGGUGGUCCACUGACUUGCAGAGGAAAGCUGGUUGGUGUAACGUCCUUCGGAAAAGGUUGCUCCGUGAAGAACUACCCCGGACUCUACGCCUCGGUUGCCAAGGCUAGAACUUGGAUCACCGAAGAAACUGGAAUUUGA
This is a messenger RNA of Culex pipiens pallens (northern house mosquito), 444 nucleotides long. Its product is annotated as trypsin-1-like. Gene Ontology annotation, molecular function: serine-type endopeptidase activity. Bases 1 to 444 code for a protein of 147 amino acids. Gene Ontology annotation, biological process: proteolysis. NCBI's taxonomy places the organism in Eukaryota, Metazoa, Arthropoda, Insecta, Diptera, Culicidae. The record is from RefSeq and is a predicted model, not a curated record. The transcript has a single exon.